CGCAUGGGCCCUCCCCGCCGGGUGGCCAUGUUGCAGCGCUAGCAGGCAGCGCAGAGGCGGCGGGCGGCGGCGCAGCGCAGAGCACCGCAGCGCGAUGGCCGUGGCCGUGGGCAGACCGGCGAACGAUGAUCUCAGGAACCUGUCGCUGUCCGGCCACGUGGGCUUCGACAGCCUCCCAGACCAGCUGGUCAACAAGUCAACGUCCCAGGGCUUCUGCUUCAACAUCCUGUGCGUGGGUGAGACUGGCAUCGGCAAGUCGACGCUGAUGGACACGCUGUUCAACACCAAGUUCGAGAGCGAGCCCGCCACGCACAACGAGCCCGGCGUCAGGUUGAAAGCGCGCAGCUACGAGCUGCAGGAGAGCAACGUGCGCCUCAAGCUCACCAUCGUGGACACCGUGGGCUUUGGGGACCAGAUCAACAAGGACGACAGCUACAAGCCUAUAGUGGAGUACAUCGAUGCACAGUUUGAAGCCUACCUGCAGGAAGAGCUGAAGAUCAAGAGAUCCCUGUUCAACUACCACGACACGCGGAUCCACGCCUGCCUCUAUUUCAUUGCUCCCACCGGACACUCGCUCAAGUCCCUGGACUUGGUCACCAUGAAGAAGCUGGACAGUAAGGUGAACAUCAUCCCCAUCAUUGCCAAGGCUGACACCAUUGCCAAGAACGAGUUGCACAAGUUCAAGAGCAAAAUCAUGAGCGAGCUGGUCAGCAACGGCGUCCAGAUCUACCAGUUCCCCACGGACGAGGAGACGGUGGCCGAGAUCAAUGCCACCAUGAGUGUCCACCUUCCUUUUGCCGUGGUUGGCAGCACUGAAGAAGUGAAGAUUGGCAACAAGAUGGCAAAAGCCAGGCAGUACCCCUGGGGUGUGGUGCAGGUGGAAAACGAGAACCACUGUGACUUUGUGAAGCUGCGGGAGAUGCUGAUCCGGGUGAACAUGGAGGACCUGCGGGAGCAGACGCACACCCGGCACUACGAGCUGUACCGGCGCUGCAAGCUGGAGGAGAUGGGCUUCAAGGACACAGACCCCGACAGCAAACCCUUCAGUCUCCAAGAGACUUAUGAAGCGAAGAGGAACGAAUUCCUGGGCGAGCUGCAGAAGAAGGAGGAUGAGAUGAGGCAGAUGUUUGUGAUGCGAGUGAAGGAGAAGGAAGCAGAGCUGAAGGAAGCAGAGAAGGAUCUCCACGAAAAGUUUGACCACCUAAAGAGGACUCACCAAGAAGAGAAGAAAAAGGUGGAAGACAAAAAGAAGGAACUUGAGGAAGAGCUGAGUAACUUCCAAAAGAAGAAGGCAGCAGCUCAGCUAUUACAGUCACAGGCUCAGCAGGCAGGUUCUCAACAAACCAAGAAAGACAAGGACAAGAAAAACUUCUUCUUUAUGUAACGGUCACCUUGCCAAAGCCCCCCCACCCCCUCUCCCAGUGGGCCGUAGGGCCCUGGAAGAGCUGCGGAUCCGGCAGCCCUGGCAGGAGAAGAGCCAUCCCAUUGCUGCGUGGCGUGUGCCCUCCUCUCCUUCCCCUCUGUCCCCCCCGUGCCUUGGGGCUGUGCUGUGCUGUGUGUCUGUGCGGGAUCCUCUGACACUCCAGGCUUCCAGCACUGCCAGAGGAACGGCUGCCGCAGGGCUCGGCGCCUCCCACACCUUGCUCCGCCUUACUGGGACUUAUUGCCUCCCUCCUUGUUUUCUUUGGCCAUGACACUGCUGGUGACACAUGAACAACAGACCGGGGGUGAGUGUGCAUAGCUGGAGGAUUUAAUUUCUAAUUUCUGCCUCGAGCCUGGCUGCUUUGGACACCACAGCUCCAUCUCCAGGGCGUCCUGUGCUCCUCUGGCAUGGCUGGAAAUCCCUCCAUUACCUGGUGACGUUCUCUGUGUCGCUGUGUGAAGGUGGAUGGCGCAUCCUGUGGCACUGCUGGAGCCUGUCCUGGACAGUCAAGGCCUUAUUUUGUGGCUGUGCCUCGCUAUGGGCAGAGCAGGAUUCUGGUUUUGUACAGCUGAGCUCGUUCUUAGAUUGAAGGCUUCAUUUUGUUCUUGUGAAGCCUGAUUAAUGGUUAUUUUUUUAACGGUCCUGAAUGUGGGCAAAUUGUUAAAAUUUCUACCUUGUUUACUUUGGAAGUGAACUCAAUUGAAAAGCUUGAGAAGUGCCAAAGGAUCGCUUGAAGGUAAAAACAAAACUUGUACGUGUAUGUAGUGACCUCCAGCUGGUUUGGGAUAGAUGGAAGGAGGCAGCCUGAGCCUCUUGGGAUGUUGUUUUGUGUAGAGUGAUGCACUUUUCUUUUUAACCGAAUACUAGUGAUUUAUUCUUUGCAUCUGUGAACAUCAGUCCUUCAGCCUGCUGAGGUAAAGCUACCCUGAGUUGGUCUGAGUUUGGCCCCUGGCAAUGCCAGCUGCUGAGGGGCUCUGCUGAAAUCUGCUGGGGGUUUUUCAGAAGCACAUCAUUUUGCAGCACUCCUCAGUGAUAAGGUCAGCUCCUUCCAGCCAGGUGGAAGGAAAACUGCCUUGUCCUGGAAACUUUUGCAACCAAAGAAGUGACUUUAUGGAUACACUCAGAAAGGUCAUGAGUGUUGGCUGUACCCAUUUGCCUGGUAUGUAGCUGGACUUGCUGCUACCCAGCCUGGAGGGCAGUGAGUAUUUGCACAAGUGUAGCUUGGGACAGCAUUUGCAGUGAUACCAAAACCAGAGCCUGUCCUGCUCUUGAGGCUGCAGGGGCCUUUGCUGGUACCCAGUGCCUCCCACCAGAGGGCCAGGUCUGAAAUUCUGCCUUCUUCAGGUCUGUUCAGUUCAGCCUUCCGAGCACAAAGCGGGGUCGAGGCCAUUGCUGGAUUAAACCUUGGCUGUGUCUGUCCCUCUCUUGCUCUGCAGAACUCUGUGGAUGUUUUUCUUAACUGGGAACCACCACUUGCAGGAUGGGAUCCCUGCAUGCCCCAGGUCACCCAUCCCUGACAAAAAGCCAGGUUUGAGCUGCAUAUUUUCAGAAAAAAAUAGUAACCAUGAAAAUGCCUGCAAACAGGGAUUAACCACGCAGCCAAGGGCCCUCCUGUGCCUCAUGCAGGCCAGUGUCCCCCUGGGCCAGGGCUCUGUACACAAGGGUGCUCACUGCUGGCUGGGAACAUGCCUUGCCCAUCAAAUGCCCCGUUUGUUCUGCCUGUUCUUCCAGUGGUGGCACCUGUGCCAGUCUGCAGUGCCAGUGACCACUGCUGGAAGGGCCUUGCUGUGGGCUCUGCAGCCAUGGUAGCCUGCAGCUUGCCCAGGCACUUGCCCAGCAGCCACCCCAGCUGCUGGAUGGCUCCUGCAGGCUUCUGUUUGAGAGAGAGGGAGUCCUCUCCUUAUGCUUCCCUCAGUCCUUGCACCUUUUUGUUUUGUUACUUCAAACUCCAAAUGGAAUUACUUUAAAAGCUUAGUAUCAAGAGAAGCAGAUGGGCACAGCCCGAAUGCCUGUACUCACACAGCCUGCCUUUAUUUUGCAGCUCUGUAGAGUUUUCCUGUGCUGGUGCCUUGAGUCCUGCUUGCAGCUCUGGACCUCGUGUCUGCAGAAGGACAAGGUGGAGUUAGAGAAGGGCACUAAUGGUAAAUGGGCUGGAGCAGCAGCGUGCCAGGUGAGGGACAGGCAGAGGAGAGGGAGGAUCCAGCCCUGCUGCGAGCCGGAGGUGGUGGCAGCUCGUGUCCUCUAGAGGUCCCCUGCAGCCCGAAUUUAUUUGUGACUCUCAGAAAGCUCGAUGGAGCUGCGUGCCGGUCUCCAAAUCCUCUCAGCUCGAAGGAAAUGGGCUCAAAACACGGAGUAGCUUUCCUACAGGGCAGGUGCUGAACUUGGGGGUUUGUUGCCCCAGUUUGUUGAAGUGGACGGUGUGAGCAGAGGGUUUUGGGGUUGGUUUGGGUUUUUUUUUAAAGGUAGAUUCAAGGGCUUUCCCACACCCAGGGCUGGAAGGAGGGAUGGCAGGGUGACCUUCAGCUGCGUCCUGCACGGCUGCAGCUCGUGGGGAAGAGGUGUCAGCCUGGGGAGGGGCGGCUCAGGGAGCUUAUUUAUCACCCAGUGUCCCCCAGCAGAGCUGGGAAAGCCGCUUCAUCCACUGCGUGUGGAGAAGUUGUGCUUUGGGGUUAACCCGUGUGUGGCUGCUGCAGGGGAUCCCUGCUCUCAUGCUGGAGAGCAAAUCCGUGUGGGCUCAGGGAAGUCGCGUGCUGCAGGGAGCAGCACAGUGAGGGUGAGCUGGGAUUGCAGCUGAAGGCUUGGGAACAGGCGGCAGUGUUCCCCUGGGAUGUGGCUGCUUGCCCUGGGGAGCUCCCUGGCUUGGGGCACUGAGCCAGUGCUGGGGUUUGUGAGUGCAGUGGUUUUGUGCCAGUGCUCCUGAGGGAGAUGCUGGGCUCCUGGGCCCCCUGGAGCACAGACCCCUUGCUGGCAUCUUGGGCAGCUCCGUGGCGUGAAGCACGGGGCUGCUGUGCAGUUUGUGGGAAGGUCACUCAAUGUGAGGAGUCAAGGGCAUCCGGGAAUGUUUUCCUGUGGGAAAUAGGGGCCCUGGCAGAGCUCCAGUAGGGCCGUGUGUUCCAGCAGUGGAGUCAGCCUGCUGCUGAAGGUGGUGGGGGCCAGGAGGGAGUUGCGGUUUGUGCACAGCACCAAGGAAAUAAAACGUGUCUGUCUCUCUGCAGCCCCCCGGGGCUGGGCAUGCCUGUGUUUGGCCCUGGGGGCAGGAAAGCUGCCUUGGAGCCAGGGAGACUCAGUCCUGCCUCCACAGGUGUUGGCUUCCCAGGGCUCACCAGGUCACCAGGUCAGCACUGUGGCCUGGCCGGCUCCAGGCAGCACAAGGAGGCCAGGAAGGGCUCUGGGCAGUUUUGGGAGAGCCACGGUGAUGCUGCUAAUUGGGUAAUUUUGCUGUUAAUUGUGAUUUUGGAAGUCAGAUCUCUCUCCCCAAGGCUGGCACGAGCCAGGGCUGUGCCCAGUGUGGGGCAGUGCACGACCUGCUCCUGUCCUGUGGCUUUGGGGUGCAGGAGUCAGUGACAAGGACAGUCACCUCCCCAGAGCCAUGCAGAUGCUGCAGCACACCUGGACAGCAAACUGCCCCAGCAGCACCCAGAUGUCUCCUGAGGCCCGCUUCCCUCCUUGCUGUUCCAGCCAGGCCCUGCCAGCUAGCACAGGCUUCUGUUCUGUCCUUGUGCCAACUGCUCUCCCUGUGUGCCUCUGAGUGCCUGUGUGCUGGUGCUGUGAGCAGGGAAAUGGGAAUAUGCCCUUAAACCUGGGGGAGAGAGCGUGGGGAGGGCGAGAAGCCAGUGUAAUUUAACUGGAAAAGACUUUUAACACACCAUGGGCUGGAAGCAGUGAGCCCCACAACUGGGGAUAUCCUACAGUGACAGGGUGCUGUGCUUGGGGGUGUACUAGGGACACCUGGAGCCUGCUCAGCAGCCUGGCUUUGGAAUACUGAGCCAUGGGAGGUCAGGGACUGAAAAUACUGUAAGGAUGGCAGGAAGGGCUGGAAGGGAAGGAAGACACACACCCUGCUGAGAAAUGUGGUCUUGAGGGGGAUUUUUUGAGCCGUGGCAGGAAGAAGCCAGAACCCAAGGGAAGGCUGUCCUGGUGGACUGCUGCAGUAAGACGGCACCUUGGAAGGCAGGGAGCAGGAGGGGGACAGAACAGGGGACAUGGAGCAGUGUCCCAGCCAGGCUCUGGAGAGGCAAUGAGUUCAUGCUGGGUGACUCCCUGGCUGCCCAGCACCUCUCGUGUCCCCUUCCCAGGGGUCUGGCACAGAGCUGCUCCCUGGCAGCCUCCGGGCAAAGCCAAGCCAGGUUUUGGGUGAAAAGCACAAGAGCAGACUGGGAAUCCAGGACAACUUUCUUUAUUGCUACCAGAAGGCUUUCAUCAGUACAAUGGCUCUGGAUACGAUACCUUCCUCAGGGCUGUGGAGAGAGCUUACAGUCGGGACAGGGUGUUCUGAGAACAGGGAGAACACGGAGCAGACGCGUUCCAGGUCGGACUCGUGGUUAGAAGUUGGGAGAACACAAAACGCGAGGGAGGCUCGGGUGCUUCGUUUUGGUUCUGUGGCUGGUAAUGAGACGCGUUCCAGCCCCAGGCACCCUGCACCUCACCCGGCAGUGCUGGGAGACGUGCAGGGAGAGCCGGCUCUGCAAUUCAAGGGUUACGUCUGAUGGAGAACCAAGCCUUGGUGAGAGAGAAUCCACACUGAGUGCAGCACAGCAAGAAAAACACGGUUUCAGUUCUAGUGAUACAAAACCCAGCAACUGCUUUCUGUGUUGGGACAGGCAAACUGGUGUAACUGGGAGAAGUCUCUGUGCGAGGCACAGAGCACCUUCACACUCCUGUGGGAAUUGCUGAAGUGUGGAGCAGCUCACAAG
This is a messenger RNA of Oenanthe melanoleuca, 6336 nucleotides long. It is a transcript of the gene SEPTIN11, whose product is annotated as septin 11. The transcript is spliced from 10 exons. Gene Ontology annotation, biological process: cytoskeleton-dependent cytokinesis. Gene Ontology annotation, molecular function: molecular adaptor activity; GTPase activity; GTP binding. Gene Ontology annotation, cellular component: microtubule cytoskeleton; septin complex; septin ring. Lineage: Eukaryota; Metazoa; Chordata; Aves; Passeriformes; Muscicapidae. The record is from RefSeq and is a predicted model, not a curated record. Bases 95 to 1384 code for a protein of 429 amino acids.